Molecule: messenger RNA, 1612 nt
Organism: Misgurnus anguillicaudatus (oriental weatherfish)
Lineage: Eukaryota; Metazoa; Chordata; Actinopteri; Cypriniformes; Cobitidae
Gene: golt1a
Product: golgi transport 1A
Biological process (GO): endoplasmic reticulum to Golgi vesicle-mediated transport; retrograde transport, endosome to Golgi
Cellular component (GO): membrane; endoplasmic reticulum
Source: RefSeq, a predicted model, not a curated record
GCUGAGUUCAAAAGUCAAGUAUUUACAUGACGGAGACAAAGUGGCAUGAACAGAUGAGCUACAACAGAUGAUCUGAGCCAAGAAAGGAACCAGAGGAGAAAUAUGAUCACAAUCACCGAGUUUCAAAAAAUUGGUGUGGGUCUGUCUGGAUUUGGUGUGUUCUUUGUGCUGUUUGGAGUGCUUCUGUACUUUGACUCUGUCUUGCUGGCAUUUGGUAAUAUUUUGUUCCUGUCAGGCCUGGCCUUUAUCAUAGGCUUAAAGAGGACGACCCACUUCUUCUUCCAGAGACAGAAGCUCAGAGGCUCCACCUUUUUUCUAGGGGGUGUGGCUUUAGUGCUACUAAAAUGGCCUCGAAUUGGCAUGCUGGUAGAGAGCUAUGGCUUUGUGCUUCUAUUUAAGUCAUUCUUCCCAAUGGCUUGUGGGUUUUUUGGAUCAGUCUUGAACAUACCCUUUUUAACUACGAUGUUUAACAAGUUAUCUGGAAGCAGUUCUUCAAUGGUGUAAACUCGGCCAUCAAGAAAUGCUAGAGAUGUGUGAGGAAAACAAAAAGGUUUACUAAAGGACUGCUUAUGUCACUGUAAUGCACUGUUAAACAUAUCGUUUUCUUUUUUAUUGUUUGGAGUUUUUUUAUAAGGUGUAUUUUAUUUUAAAUGUCUCUACAGUGUGUUGUUUUAGUUGUCGUUGUUUUAAAGUACACUAAAUAUAAAUGUUUAUUCAUAGUAUACCGUUUACUGCAUCACCAACUCAAAUGCAUUUGCAUGGCGUGACAUUUCGGUAAACGUGAUUUCACCAAGUAAGAUGUGAUCCUGGAUCAACACCAUUGUUGGUCCUGGAUCAACAUUUUCAUUAACCAAUUAGAUUGCAGGAUUAAGAUUAGUGUGCAUGUUAGAUUUAGGUUUAGGAUUGGUUAGGGGCUUUUAAGAAAUACUCCUCAAACUAUUAUUUCACACUAAUUUGAGGGUUUAAAAUGGUUACGGUUUGAGUUAAGGGUAGGUUGGGGUAUCUUUGAUUAAAACGUUGAUCCAGGAUAAACAAAAAAUGUGAAAUCAUUUCCUAAUCUGAAAUGCCACUCACUCCAACACAUGGAGAUCUACUGACGCCACCAUGUGGCAGGUCAUUGCCAGCGCAAGAUAAUUUGAUCCAUUUUAAUAUUUAUUUUAGUGUGCGCAAAAUAAACAUUAAAUUUAAUUUAAAGUGGUGCUAAAACAUAGGUAAGGGAAAAUAGCAAUAAUCAUACUUUUAGUAAAUUGUCAUUUAUCUGGAGAAACACAGUCUGUUUCGCACGAUUUGUAUGAUCGGACUGUCAUCCUACAUUUCUAAAUAACAAAUGAUGCUUGGUAGCAUAAACAUAGCCUACUGCACACGUUAAGAGAUUAAGGGGAAUGGAUGUUUUUAUACUACAGUAAUUGAACCCUGCACAUGUACUAUAUUAAAGCUGUUAUUUAUUACUUUUAGCCUCAGAGAUGCAUGGUACUUCCUGACAGGAUGUGGUGUUUUAUGAUCUGAAUAUUUUUGAAACGUGCACCUGAAAAUGCACUGGAAUAGAGGUCUCCCAUGCAUUUGAUUAGCAUAACAAGGUUUUGGCCAAAAGAAAAAAUAAACUUUCAAAUUA